UGCCUCGAUUUCAUUCUGCCAGUACGAUUGUCUCUCUGGCCAGAACAAAGUACCUCUGUCGAAGCAGGUAUAAAUUGCAGUUUCGAUCUGGUAAAAGUGAUCCCUCGCUGGCGUUAUCAUCGCCCCCGAUAGAUAUAUAGCACAUAACAACGACUUAAUUUACUCGCACGCUUUUCUACCCUCUAACGCUCUCGCUCCUCUCUCUUUCCAGAUCAUCACAGGUGAGAAUUAUUAAAGGAAGAUCUGAUGUACUUGCUUGUGGAUCUCAACUACAAACAAGAUCAUGAUUGCCUUAGAGCAUAAAGCAGAAAUUAUGCAAAGUAACUGUGGGGCAUCUGUGAAAUGCCUCCAGAUCAAGGGAUACCCUUACAAUCUGCAGUGCAAUGGGAUUCCCAUCGAAGGUUUGCCAGAGCUCAAAGAUGAAGUCUAUGAUCAUCCAGGUGGGAAUACUGUGGAUCAAGAUCACUCAUUAAAAAGCGAAUCUCUUGAAUCUGCAAAUGGAUUUCAUAGAAAGCUUACCAACUCUAAUGACUUGGGCUCAUGGUCAACCUUCCACUCGGACUCUAAUAAUGUGCAGCGGGGCCAAUUGAAUGUUUUUGAGAGCCAGUUUUACCCUGUCCUGGUGGAUAACCGUCUUCAAUGUGCCCCAUUCAAUUACUUCCGGCAAAGUAACCCUUAUGAACACCAGUUCCAAGAUUUUCAAUAUUUUGUGGUUAUAGAUUUUGAGGCUACAUGUGACAAAGAAAGGAACCCUCAUCCCCAGGAGAUUAUUGAGUUUCCAUCUGUGAUAGUGAGUAGUGUUACUGGGCAAUUGGAAGCUUGUUUCCAGACAUAUGUGCGUCCCACAUGCAACCAGCUCCUGAGUGAUUUCUGCAAGGAUCUCACGGGCAUCCAGCAAAUUCAGGUGGAUAGAGGUGUUACAUUGGGCGAAGCUCUCCUUAGACAUGAUAAGUGGCUUGAGAAGAAGGGAAUAAAGAACACCAACUUUGCUGUGGUAACUUGGUCAAAUUGGGAUUGUCGGGUUAUGCUGGAGUCUGAGUGCCGGUACAAGAAGAUUCGAAAGCCUCCUUAUUUCAACCGAUGGAUCAACUUGAAGGUUCCUUUCCAUGAGGUUUAUGGCGGCAUGAGGUGCAAUCUGAAGGAUGCAGUUCAGAUGUCUGGCUUGGUGUGGCAGGGCCGCCCUCACUGUGGCCUCGACGAUGCCAAAAACACUGCCCGCUUACUUGCUCUCCUCAUGCAAAAGGGCUUCAAAUUCUCAAUCACGGACUCUCUGAUGUGUCAAUCCACAGACCACUCUUCCCCAUGGAAGCCGCCUCAGGAACACCACUCCUUUUCUCCUUUCCACCCUCAAAAGCUGAGGGACCAGCAUAAUAACCAUCCGAUACAGAUUCACCCUUAUUGUUACUGUGGGGUUAAAAGCAGCAAAGGGAUGGUUCGUAAGCCUGGUCCAAAGCAAGGGAGCUUCUUCUUUGGUUGCGGGUACUGGACUGCUGCUAGAGGUGCCCGUUGCCAUUUCUUCGAAUGGGCUUCUUCUUCUUCUCCUCCAUGACUCAAGAGGGGAAGAAAUGGCUUCUAUUUCCUUGUGUAAAAAAAUGGGAAAGUCGAUUGUGUCCUUGAGGAAGCAAACAUUGCCUUGGUUGCUUAGUGAGGCUUUCGCUUCCUAAAAGUAAAUAUAAAUAGUUGGCUGAAAAGAUGUCUGGUUACCGCGUCGUGCUGCUCUUGUGUUGAGUGAGAAAGGGCUUGUUAAACUGACUUAUUGUUGACAGAAGACUGAAACAAAAUUUGGAUUGUGAGGAAAUGAGUGCUUAGGAUGAUAUGGUUUUACUGCUCUGUCAUUGGUAGUAGUUAUAUUAAAUAAAA
This is a messenger RNA of Rhododendron vialii, 1860 nucleotides long. RefSeq lists its product as uncharacterized. Lineage: Eukaryota; Viridiplantae; Streptophyta; Magnoliopsida; Ericales; Ericaceae. The transcript has 5 exons. Gene Ontology annotation, molecular function: zinc ion binding; nucleic acid binding; 3'-5'-RNA exonuclease activity. Gene Ontology annotation, biological process: exonucleolytic trimming to generate mature 3'-end of 5.8S rRNA from tricistronic rRNA transcript (SSU-rRNA, 5.8S rRNA, LSU-rRNA). The coding region runs from base 284 to 1549 and encodes 421 amino acids. The record is from RefSeq and is a predicted model, not a curated record.